AUGCUGUUUUUAUUCAAGGAGAACAUCAUUGUAUUCAACACAACACGUGGUGGCAACUGGAUGCAUGAGGAAAGAACCACCAUGUCUUUCCACACUGAAAGAGUCUACACUCUGGAAUUCGUAUCGAAUCAUGGUCGCAUUCAGGUUCUCCUCAAUGGAUCUGUUCUUCACGAAUUUGCUGAACGUCUACCAAGCUCCCACAUUAACUCUGUUGAGAUUGCUGGAGAUGUACAUGUUCAUUCAGUUCAAUUCUUCUGA
This is a messenger RNA of Haemonchus placei, 258 nucleotides long. The record is from the annotation of a GenBank genome assembly. Lineage: Eukaryota; Metazoa; Nematoda; Chromadorea; Rhabditida; Trichostrongylidae.